This is a messenger RNA of Condylostylus longicornis, 2202 nucleotides long. RefSeq lists its product as uncharacterized. The record is from RefSeq and is a predicted model, not a curated record. Bases 54 to 2132 code for a protein of 692 amino acids. NCBI's taxonomy places the organism in Eukaryota, Metazoa, Arthropoda, Insecta, Diptera, Dolichopodidae. Gene Ontology annotation, biological process: lipid metabolic process. The transcript is spliced from 12 exons. Gene Ontology annotation, molecular function: lipase activity.
UUUAUUUUGCUUUUUAAAUUGUAAUUUUUAAUUAAAUUUGAAAAUAAUCAAAAAUGAUUUAUGAAAAAUUUUUAUUUACUGUGACAUUUUAUUGUAUUUUAUUUUUACAAUGUAAAAUGAUUUACGGUCAAGGUAUAAUACAACAGGCACUAUAUUUAGGUGAUACAUCAAAUUUUAAUUCGACUAGAGAGGAUUGCGUUUGGAAACGUGGAAAUGAUUUAUACGAUAAAUGUCCUGAUCCUGAUAUUAAUUUAUAUUUGUAUACAUCAAUGAAUAAGAGUAAAGAAUUACUAGAUGUCUAUCAAGGUGAUUGGUUAAGAAAUAGUAAAUGGGAUCCACAAAAGGAAAAUAUUAUUUUAAUACAUGGUUAUGCAGGAAAUGAUGAAGCCUUACCAUUAAUUGUUUUACGUGAUGCAUAUUUAAAACAUGGAAGUUAUAAUGUUUUUAUGGCUAAUUGGGGUGCAUUAGCAAAACCACCAUGUUAUGUUUCAGCUGUACAUAAUUUAAAAACUGUAGCUAGAUGUUUAGCUGAAAGUUAUACAUUCCUUAGAAAUUCUGGUUUAAGAGUUGAUAAAACAACAUGUGUUGGUCAUUCAUUAGGUGCACAUAUUUGUGGGCUUGAUCCAGCACGACCAUUAAUUAAGCCCGGUAAUAGUAAUCGUUUAGAUAGUGGUGAUGCUAAAGCAGUUCAUGUUAUACAUACAAAUGCUGGUUAUUAUGGUGAAACUGGACGUGUUGGACAUGUUGAUUUUUGUGUAAAUGGUGGUAAAAGACAACCAUAUUGUAGUAAUACAAGUAAUGCAAAUUUAUGUAGUCAUAUAUGGGCAAUUUGUUAUUUAGCACAAAGUAUACAUACUGAUUAUGAACCACAUGCAGAACCAUGUAGUAGAAGAUGUCCAUCUGGUCUUAGAAGAUUUACUAAAAGAAGUUUAGCAAGAUAUAUUGUUAGAAAUGCAAUUCCAAUGGGUCAACAUACACCAAUGAAUGCUGUUGGAUCAUAUUGUCUUAAAGAUGAUAUUCCACCAUAUUGUUCAACAUCAUCAGAUGUUAUUGGUGAUAAAAGAUGUUUAAGACAUAAUGUCAUUGUUUCAUUUAUUCUUUGUAAUGAGUUAGUAAAAGUUGAAAUGUUUACAACAGUUGUUGCUAGUUUAAUAACAUUUUAUUUUAUAUGCCUUCAAAAUACAUUUGGUGGUGUUAAUAUAACUGUAGGAUCCUGUGUUAUACAAUAUUCAGAAGUUUGUAAUAGUAAUUUUGUACGUUUUUAUAUAUCGUCAAGUGAUCAUCGUGAUAAAGGAUUUUUUCUAUUUGAAAAUUUUCGUACUAAAAUACCCGAAUGGAUAAAUUUUAAGAAUGAAAAUAAAAUUAUAAUACAUGGAUAUGGUGGUGGUAUUGAAUACAAUCAAACCAAAGAAAUUCAAGAAGAAUAUUUAAAAAUUAAUUCAACAAAUGUAAUUGCUGUAGAUUGGGGACGUUUAGUUAUAUUACCGUGUUAUCCAAGUGCUGCUGUAAAUACAAAACAAGCUGGAGAAUGUAUAGCAACAUUUUUACAAAAUUUACAAAAAAUUAAUUCAGAAUUUGAACCUAAUAAUGUUCAUAUAAUUGGUUUUAGUUUAGGGGCACAUGUUGCUGGUUUUGCAAGUAAUGCCUUAGAAAAAUCAAUUGGAAAAAAAAUUAAUAGAAUAACUGCACUUGAUCCAGCAUUACCAUUAUUUGCAACAUCAAGAGCAAGUAGAAAAUUAGAUUCAUCAGAUGCUGAAUUUGUUGAUGUGAUUCAUACAAAUUUGGGAAUAUUUGGUAAAAUUGAACCAAGUGGACAUGUAGAUUUUUAUAUUAAUGGUGGACAAUUUCAACCAAUGUGUCAAAAAUCUAAUAAUAUUCCUCUUUGUAGUCAUAUGAUGGCUAUAAUUUAUUUUAAAGAAUCAAUAGCUGCUAUUGAAAAUGAAGAUGAUGGUUUCUGGGGAUUUAGAUGCUCAAGUUAUUUUCAAUUUUUAUUUGGUUGGUGUAAUAGUAAUUCUACAAUUAAAAAUAGUGAUCAAAUUUUAAUGGGGGAACAUUGUUCAAGAACUGAACAUGGAAUUGUUUUUGUUUACACAAACAUACUGCCACCUUAUGCUAUGGGGAAAUUGACAUAGAAAAAUUAAACAUACAUACUUGCAAUAUUUUUGUGAAAGAAUUAAAUUUAUGAUAUUUUUUUUAAAUGAU